AUGUCGAAGCGCUCCUCUGGAGAUGCUUAUGGUGCCAGCAAAAACCAAUGGCAUGAUAUGCCUGGCGUCCAUGCCGAUGCUCUUGGUGCCGUUUCCAAAGAAGUGGCAUUGCUGUUGACUGAGCUCUCCAAGCUCUGGUGUAGUCCUGAGCUCUCUGCAGAGGAUGCCCAAACUCGUGCGAACAACCUGCGAUCAAAGCUAGGUCCCAUCCUAGAGAAUGAGAAGAAUUGGUUGCAGAAAUCUCGGGAGAAGCUGGACAAGGCCCUGGAUGAGACCGGAAAGUUGGCGCAGGAGGUAGGGGAAACUCCUCCUGUGAAACAGGAAAAGGAAUCCAUUGCGGCGCAGCGAAGCGCUUUGAAGACGGAAAUGGAGCGUCUCACAAAGCUCCGAGCCCGUCAGGGCGAGGAAGUCAAGGACUUGCGCGCAAAGGUGCGAAAGGAAUGCAAGCGUUUGCAUGUCAACGAGUCCGAUUUUGUAGUGGAUGAGUCUCUGGAGGGCGGAGCUCAAUUCAAAGCUUUGACUCAGCAGCUGCAGCGUUUGGACGGUGUAGUAGCUGAGCGCGUGGAUGCAGUCCUGGCGGCCCGAGGACGCAUACGCAAAUUGAAGGACAAGUUGGGCGAGAACUUGGAGUUUCGCCUGGCCUUCGAUGGCGAAUUGCCAGGCAGUGAGGGUGGCGUUGUGGUUUUGGAGAAGACAGCUGAAAACGAGAAAUUCAUCCGAGAUUUGGCAGAGUUUAAGGAUCCUGGAAAUAAGGACGUGUCCCUCUUCAGCCGGUGUAUUGGGCACCUCAAGAUGUUGGAGUCCUCAUAUUCUGAAGAGCUUGACCGGAGAAAGCCUCAGAAACGCUCCCGAUCGUCUGAUUCGGAUGGCUCUCGUUCGCGCUCACGAGCCAAAAAGAAAGACAAAAAGAAAAGACACUCCAAAAAGGAUGAAAAGGACAGAGCAGAAAAAGACAAGAAAAAAAGAGCCAGAGAAAGCCCAGAGCAGGAGAGAGCUGACAAAAACAGCGAGAACGGUGAGUCAGCUCCAUUGUCACCAGGACAUGGCUGGAAACCCGAAGGGGACCAGGGUCAGAGCCAAGCCAAUGUGCCAUGGAAGCCACCAAGUGAUGCGGCUCCUGCCUACGGUGCUCCACCCCCUGGCUAUGCUUAUCCGAAUCCUCACAUGCCAGGCCACCCACCACCGCAUGCGCCAGGCCAUCCACCUCCACGAGGUCCAGCACCAGGACCUCCACCCGGCUAUCCAAGCUACCCGUCCUACCCAGGCUACUACCCACCCCAUGAUGCGUGGGCUGCAUAUGCUGCUUCCCGGCCUCCAUAUGCGGCAGGCCCUCCACCACCCGGACCGCCUCCAGGACAUGUUCCACCCCACCCGCCACAUCAUCCUCAUCACAUGCACCUUCCUCCACAGGCACCUCCUCCCCGUCCUCAACUGCCACCACAAGCUCCACCACAAGGGCCUCCACCACACGGACCUCCGCCUCCAAACUCUGCACCUCAGGGGCAUCCACCCCAGAACCAUCCAUUGGGUCCUCCACCACAUGGUCCUCCACCACAUGGUCCUCCCCCACAAGGUCCUCCGCCGGGUGUUCCACCGCCCCCCCACCAAGCUGUUCCUAUGGAGGACGAUCCUAGACACUUUUCCAAGGCAUCUGCUCCGCCUCCAGAGAAGGCGCCACUUCAGCCCGUCUUCCCAUGUUUAGUGGGUGGGCCACCACCUGCGCAGGGGCCACCACCUGGAUAUCCUGCAGGAGUUGGUCCCCCAAACAACUGGUGA
Cladocopium goreaui is the source of this 1776-nucleotide messenger RNA. NCBI's taxonomy places the organism in Eukaryota, Dinophyceae, Suessiales, Symbiodiniaceae. The record is from the annotation of a GenBank genome assembly.